UCGAGAUUCUGCGCCGCCGCAGCAGCAAUGUACAUUCCCAAAUGACUUACGUUGGAUGCCAUUCUGCGCAUUGGUCAACACAGUAUCCAAGGCCCAUGUAUCGACCUACACCAUACAGGUAUGCAAGUCUCCCAUACUCCGUAUGAAAUCUACGUGGUGUCGAGGAAAUCAUCUCGAAUCUCCCAUAAACCCCAUCCCCCGAAAAAUCUUUUAGACACUUUGGUGAAUUGGCUACGAUCCUGUACUGUCAGUUCAGUUCAGUUCAGCUCAGCUCGGAUCUCUUCUCUUUUCAUGGUUGGGACUCUGGAUUCUGCAAACAGCGCAAGGCCUGUUGGCAUGUCACGCUACGUUUCAAUUAAGAGAUUUUCUGGUUGUUGUAAACUUGAGACUUGCGGAUUGGAUAUUGGGCAUACGAGGAUUUAUCGAGGCCUUCGACUGAAAGCUUGCUCGGAAGCAGAUCUGCGUGUAACGUAUAAGGCAGCUCGGGAGGGAUGAGGGCAACGUUGGGAUGUGAUGUGAAUGAUGAUGAAUCUGUGGGUCGUUGGUUGGCCCGUGGUUGUGGAGGAGGUGAAGAAGUACGGAAUUGGCAGGAGUGGUGGGGGAUAUGUGAGUCUUUCUAUGAUUGAUUGAUUGAUUGAUCGAUCAUGGUGCGGUGAAAUUGUUAUGAGAAGAAGAUGGGGGUGGGCAAGGGGUUUUGGGAGCAGCUGCGGCCUCUGGCGCGGACGGAGGACUUGAGCUUUUUGCGAGGAAAAAGGCUGGCUGUCGAUCUUUCGUACUGGCUGGUGCAGCAGCAAACGGCGUUGAAGGACCAUCGUGUUCGAAAACCACAUUUGCGUCUCACAUUCUUCCGAGUUGUGAAGCUCGUGGCCAAGGUCGGAGCACUGCCCGUUUUUGUGGUGGAUGGCGAGCCCCCGGCCUUAAAACAGGGAGUUAGGAUGAAGCGUUUCAAGAGAUUCUCCAGUCUCUGUCCUCCCUCUCCGCCCCACUCCCCAGCAACGACAGAGAGCGUCAGUACGAGGAACGGGAGUUUCAGUGCGAAUGUGGAAGAAUGCGUGAUUCUUCUGGAGCUGCUGGGUAUGCCUGUUCUAAGAGCCGAAGGAGAGGCGGAAAGCCUUUGCGCCAUACUCAAUAGAGAAGGCUUGGUGGAUGCCUGCGUUUCUCCAGAUAGUGACGUCUUCGUACACGGGGCCAAGUGGGUCAUAAAGACUCUCCAACUCGACAACAAGAGCAAGGAAUCCGAAGUCGAGCUGUACCGCGCCGAGGACAUCGAGGCGUCCAUGGGACUUCGUCGGAAUCAUCUUGUGGCCUUGGCUUUAUUGAUAGGCUGUGACUACAUGCCAGAAGGUGUUGCAGGUGUUGGCUGUGCCAACGCCUUCCAGCUCAUUCGGUCUUUUCCUGAGUCGGAGAUUUUAGACCGGCUGCGAGCUUGGGGAAGGGGCGAGGGUCCAUCGGAGGGUGAGAUCGAGCAAGGCGCGCAGGAUGAUGGAUCCGGGAGGGAACCAUCCGUUGCAUACGAUUCCGAGGUCCAGAUUAGAGUUACCCACUGUUCCAAGUGUGGCCACCCGGGCAAUAAAAAAGAGCAUCUCAACUCGGGCUGUGGGAUAUGUUUUCCCUCUCGAGAAGACGAGUACUCCUUCGAAAAAGGCUGCAAGCCAAAGCCUAAGGGGUUUCUGUGCUCAUGUCCAUUCUGCUCGCAGAAAGCUCGAAGCAAGUUGCAGACGAAGGCCAACGCUUGGUGGGGCAAAAUGUGUUCGAAAAUGGCAGCUACUCCAGGCUUUCCCAAUGAAGAAAUCAUUAAAAUCUUUCUGAAUUCUGAAAUUCCUACCUUUGAAGAUGUCACUGGCUAUGCCUCCUCCAUCAAGUGGCAUGCCCCAGCAAUGGAUGAGCUGGAGAUGUUCUUACAGAAACAUUUGUCAUGGGACUCAUUCUACGUUCGGCAGAAAGCUCUACCAUUGCUAUCCCAUUUCUAUUUAUCAGAUCUAGCAGAUAAAUAUUGUAAAUCUUCUGAAGAGUUACUGAAUGGUGCUUUUGCUCCACUCUGCAUACACCGGAUCAAAAUCGAACAUGGAGAACCUCUCUAUGUGCUAAAGUGGAAGAAUAUGAGAGAGGGAGUGGACGGCGAGCAGUGGCUGGGAUUGAAGCUCAAUUCUACCUCACCGAAACAUAUAGAAGAAACUGUUGCUAAAGAAUGCCGGACUGAUAACGAGUGCGUAGACUUAUUGUCGACAGAGGCAACAGAAAAAGAAUGGUGUUUCACAACAGAUGAGAGUAUGGAGUCAAUUAAGGCAGCAUGUCCGGAAUUAGUAGAGGAAUUCGACAGAUCACAGGAAGCCAAGCAAGCAGCUCGGAAGAAAGCAAGCAAGAGGAAGAAAGUCGAAGGCAUUGAAUCUGCCAAAAGGCAGUCAGACAUCACAUCCUUCUUUAAGGUGGAACACGAUUUACAUAAGAACAAACUUACAGAGUCUCCUCAGUUUGAGAGGAAGUGCGAGCUGGGGUCUCCACACACGCUUGAAAGGACGGCAGCCGGGCUCGAUUACAUAGAUACAGAAGCUCUGGUUGCGUCUUUGAACUCCAACUCCAAGUCCACGACCUUUUCAUCGACAUCUCCUCCUCUUACUCGUACUCGGAGGCGAUCAUUUCCAACCAAGGUUGUUCGGAAACUCUCAUAUGGUGAAGGAGCCGGGUAAAACUGACAAGAAGAUUGUGGGGAUGGUCCGGUAUCAUGUUACUAUCGUAAGGCAAAUUUAAUUUCCCGACUUUCAGAUAGAUUAUCUUAAACUGGGUACAGUUUAAUAGUUGGAGCCUGUUUGUGUAAAAGGAACGCACAUGUGGCCUGAACCACUGUAUAGCUGCGGUUGUUUUAGACAUUGAGCGAAUCUUUUUAGUACAGAUAGCAUUGUAUUUUCCGGCCGAAAAAUCACCAAGGACUUGGAGAUAGGACUCGCGAGAACACUCGUGCUGUCAUAACCAGAGUGUAAAUACGGUUUGUCAUGAACUUGGAGAGAGGACUUUCCCCUUAGAACAAAGUCAAGGGGAGAGUGUAAAUACGAUUCGUGACUUGGACUCCUCUGUCACUAAGUAAAUGAUCACUUGGAUUUUGUUCUGUGGCAAUGGACGAGGGAAACAUAAAGCAAAGAAAGCAGCUUCCCACGAGAGCAGCAGCUAGCACUGUAUUUUCGAGCUGAAAUAUCACAAAGGACUUGGAGAUAGGACUUUCCCCCUCGAACACUCUUUCUUUCAUGGGGACGUAAAUGUAGAUACGACUUGUGACAUAGACUCCUGUCACUGAACAAAUGGACAUUUGGAUAAUGUUCUGUCGUCAUGAUGGUGGGAAACAUAAAGUGGAGAAAGGCGACCAGC
This is a messenger RNA of Marchantia polymorpha subsp. ruderalis, 3360 nucleotides long. NCBI's taxonomy places the organism in Eukaryota, Viridiplantae, Streptophyta, Marchantiopsida, Marchantiales, Marchantiaceae. The record is from the annotation of a GenBank genome assembly.